AUGCUUAUCAGCGCUGGCAAUGGACGUGUGCCUCCCGUGCCUGUUGUUCACCGACGUCCUCCCAGAGGCCAACUUCACGUUGCUAGUGGAGGGCUGGCAGUUGCUGCUGUGGCCGUUUGCAUACGCUUCAGUCAGCGCUCUACUGGGGAUGAUGUGCUGCCUGGCAAUUGGCAUCCCUUCCCAGCACUUGGGGGCCGCAGCAGCGUCUUGGCUGAAGCAGCCUGCGCGGCCUUUCCAAACGUGAAUGGCUUCCCCGUCUCGGUGAUCAGUGCGCUCGGCGCUGCAAUUCCAAAGUCUCCUGCCGGCUUCUCUCCGAUGGUCUUCCUGUCCAUUAUUCAGCUGACGGAUGGUCUGCUGAAGUAUACUCUGGGCCCUGCAGUCUUUCGCCGGGACCGGAGGAUGCGGACUGCAGACCUGCCCCUUGGCGGGUCUCUUCAUAGCAUCGAGGACGGUCGCUGCGUCAGCAGGGAGUGUUUGGAUGCGUUGUCAGACAGGAACGGUUCCAAUGGUACGGUCGUCACGCAGCAAACGACAGACUUCGGCCUCACCAUGGAUCAGGUGCAUUCUGUCGAGCCGGACUGGAGCCGCUUUGAUGCCUACAAAGUGUUCUGGUUUGCGGACACGUCAGACACUUCCAGCUCCAACUUGCGGGAGCCCUUCCUGAAACGAAUGCAGGUGACGCACCUUCUACCUAGCGCGUCUGAUGUCAAGGAUUUACUGCGGCAAGUGGUGCCUCCUCAGGUAAGUGCUGUUCUACUUGCACUCGCGAUUGGUAUGGGCCCACCUGAAAUCAAAGAACUGUUGGUGCCCGCUCCUGGCGAGGCGGCCUACUUAUCAUUUGUUUUCGGUACUGCCAAAGAGCUUGGCAAAGGGUUCGUGCCUCUGCAGAUGAUCUCUCUGGGUGGACGCAUGCUCAACGUGGUAAGCGAUCAUGGUCCGCUUGCUUCAUGCGGCACGUCCGGUCCAAAUACCCGAUCCAAACUGCUGAGGAUCUCGGGAGCAGUUGCUGUUGCCAGAAUGAUCCUUGCGCCUAUGGUAUUGUACUACAUCGCAUACGCCUUCGAUGAGUGCGUGCUGAAGCCUCAUGGCCAACGUCGCCCGAUGGCGUUUUGGGCUCCGGCCUUCAUUGUUUCAGCAAUGCCGACGGCCAACAACAUGAGCACUAUGGCUGACUUGAUCGGCAGCGGGCGCAGCAUCGCCGCAGCCACUACAGCAAUGCAGCUGAUGGCUGCGCCAGUAAUCCUCGUCGCGUCGCUUAGCACGCUUUUGUCACUGGAAGAAGACCUGAGCAGCUGA
Messenger RNA from Symbiodinium pilosum, 1296 nucleotides. The record is from the annotation of a GenBank genome assembly. Lineage: Eukaryota; Dinophyceae; Suessiales; Symbiodiniaceae.